Monascus purpureus is the source of this 1348-nucleotide messenger RNA. The record is from the annotation of a GenBank genome assembly. Lineage: Eukaryota; Fungi; Ascomycota; Eurotiomycetes; Eurotiales; Aspergillaceae.
CCUUUCAAGAGGCCAGCUUGUCAUAUCAGCCAGGCGAAGAUGCAGUAUCCUCAUUGGCGAUGCUGAACACUGGCAUCCUGGCUCAUUUUCCGUCAGCGGGAUGUAUGUCUGUACCUAAAUGGUCAGCUCAAAAUGAGAUAUGCAUAAGCUGGGCGGAUUAAUUAGCGCUGAUAAGGCUGCUGGCCGACUCGGCUUCCUUAACAUUCCCCUCCUAGGGGAAACCUGUUCCUUUCCUUCGCCCGCAGCAAUUGGCUUAUGUUGGUAUACUGCGAGCAUGGCACAGCCAGAAUGGGCUCAGCGCCAGACCUACUCAUCCAAGGAACUGGGUCAGUAUUUCGACCGGAUUUCCUUGCCAGAACGCAUCCGGACCGCUUUACUUGCGCACAAAGACUCUGAUGACCGGACACGGUUGCGUCUGUUAACUACACUCCAACGCUACCAUCUGGCCGCUGUUCCGUUCGAGAAUCUUUACCUGCACUACUCGGCCCACCACAGCAUAUCCAUCAACCCACAGGACCUCUUCCACAAGAUUGUCGAGAGAGGAAACGGCUAUGGCGGGUACUGCAUGGAAAACAGUGGGCUCUUUGGGACUGUCUUGCGCAGCCUGGGCUAUGACGCCUAUUUCGUGGGCGCAAGAGUGAACGAGGCCGUGCAGCCAGUGGCAGCUGGGAGGAACUGGAAAGGACCAAAGUUUGACGGCUGGAAUCACAUGGUAAACUUGGUGACAAUCGGUGCGGAGCAGUAUCUUGUCGACGUGGGUUUUGGAUCGAACGGACCACACUCACCGAUCCCGCUGGUGGCCGGCCAUGUCUUCUUCAAUUACGGGAAACAGAACGGUCGGCUGCGUCGAGGGAGUCUGCUGCAACACGUCAACAGCCACGGGCAGGAGCUGUGGCACUACGAGAUCCAGAAUGGAGACGACAGUGCGCCAUGGACCCCCGCGUACAGCUUUACUGAGGUCGAGUUCACGCCGGAUGACUUCGAGAUGAUUAACUUCUUCACAAGCACCCACAAAUCAAGCUGGUUUACCAUUCAUAUCGUCGUCUCGCGUAUGUUGUUGGACGACGGUGGCGACGAGAUCAUCGGAGACCUCACGCUGUUCAACGAUGAGGUUAAACGCCGCAUUGGCGCCACAGCAGAGCGUAUAGAGAAGCUGGAGUCGGAGGACGAGCGAGUCGCUGCUCUCGAGAAAUAUUUCCAGAUUCGCCUGUCAAAGAGUGAACGGGCGGCAAUCAGAGGCUUGCCUUCGCAGAUCCUGUGAUGUCUAGGGCUCAUAUACAUAGGUAUAGGGAUGUGUAUGACAAGUCUUCCAAUUUAUCUAUCAGUAAAACGAUGCCGGUACUGAACA